This is a messenger RNA of Gigantopelta aegis, 1156 nucleotides long. RefSeq names its product mucin-3A-like. NCBI's taxonomy places the organism in Eukaryota, Metazoa, Mollusca, Gastropoda, Neomphalida, Peltospiridae. The transcript has 5 exons. The coding region runs from base 145 to 912 and encodes 255 amino acids. The record is from RefSeq and is a predicted model, not a curated record.
AACUGCACGAAUAGAUUAGUUAUGCAUUGUAUUAAUUGCAUUUGUAGCAGAUUUGUAUCUCUGUGUACACAUUUUGGCGUAUAACUAUAGAAAAACGACACCAACGUCGGUGUUUUGACGACAGACGGACGUCUGCAUGGAAAUAUGCCUGCAGCAUACGCUUUUACAGUAUUCUUGUUUUUAAUGUUUGGAUAUUUUAUUAUUAUAGCUGUUGAAUCCAAAGGUUCAACUGCAACACCAUCUGUCGGUACUACGGCAACACAAAUUGAAACUGCGACAACACCAAUUAGAACUGCGACAGCACCAAUCAGUACUACUACUACACAACAUGUUACUAGCACCAUUGCAGGUUCAACUGCAACGCCAUAUGUCGAUACCACAACACCAAUUGCAACUGCAGCAACACCAAUUGCAAUUGCGACAACUGCGACAACGACAACACCCAUUGGAACUGCGACUACGACAAGUAAGACUACGACAACACCCAUUGGAACUGCGAAAACACCAACUAGUACCACUACUGUACCACCUGCUACUAGUACCACAACAGUUCAUCAUGAUAACAAAGAGGACAAUGAUGCUAUAGUAAUUUCCUUGGCCUGUGUAAUUGCAGUAUUGUUUAUUGCAAUUGGUGUGGUGAUCGGAUUGUUUGCAUGGUAUGUUAGACGUGAACGGAUGAGAAAAGUGACUGAAGAAAGGGAAAUGACGUAUCUAUCGAGCAGGACAUCCGAUGACGAGUAUAACACUAUGACAGUUCAAAACAGUGAUUUCAGUAUUGAGCCGAGCGACACGAACAGUGCAAGGGAAUCACAAACAGAUGCCAACUUCACUAACUUUAAACUGACAUCACCAGGACCAGGAGUUGCCGAGAAGAGUAAAGACGGUUGUCUUAAUAAGAGGUUUUUUCCCUAGUUUGAUCACAGACAGUUCAAUACAGCUGGACUCAUAUUUUACAGUGAUACCGGAAAUGCUGUUUUGCUUCAUUUUUGUUUCUUUGUUUCUUAAUUUCUUUUAAUGUUUUGCUAUAUAUUUUGUUAUUUAUUUAUUUAUUAUUUUAUUAUAUUAUAUAUUAAGGGUUUUUUUAAUAGUUUUUUUUUAUAGUUUUUUAAUCAGAAAUGUCUGAGUGCAAAAUGGAAAAAAUAAAAGAGGAAUAUGA